This is a messenger RNA of Dictyostelium discoideum AX4, 1095 nucleotides long. RefSeq lists its product as hypothetical. The transcript is spliced from 3 exons. The record is from RefSeq and is a predicted model, not a curated record. The coding region runs from base 1 to 1095 and encodes 364 amino acids. NCBI's taxonomy places the organism in Eukaryota, Evosea, Eumycetozoa, Dictyosteliales, Dictyosteliaceae.
AUGGGUAUUUUAGAAAAAAUUAAAGAUAUUGAGGCAGAAAUGUCUCGUACACAAAAGAAUAAAGCAACAGAGUAUCAUUUAGGUUUACUUAAAGCAAAGUUAGCACGUUUAAGACAACAACUUUUAGAUCCACCAAAAUCAUCUGGUAAAGGUGGUGAUGGUUUUGAAGUAUUAAAAUCAGGUGAUGCUAGAGUUGCUUUAAUUGGUUUCCCAUCAGUUGGUAAAAGUACAAUCUUAACUAAACUUACAGAGACAAAAUCAUUGGCUGCAGCCUAUGAAUUCACUACACUUACUUGUAUUCCUGGUGUAAUUCAACAUAAAGGUGCAAGAAUUCAAUUAUUAGAUACUCCAGGUAUUAUUGAAGGUGCUUCUCAAGGUAGAGGUAGAGGUAGACAAGUUAUUGCUGUUGCAAGAACUGCUGAUUUAAUUUUAAUGAUGUUAGAUGCAAAUAAAGGUGAAAUUCAAAAAAGAUUAUUACAAGAAGAGUUAGAAUCAAUUGGUAUUCGUUUAAAUUCACAACCACCAAAUAUAUAUUUUAAAUUAAAGAGUGCAGGUGGUGUAAAUUUAACAGCAACUCAAACCCUUACAAAAAUCACAGAGAAGUUAGCAAAAUCAAUUUUACAUGAAUAUAAAAUUUUUAAUUGUGAUUUAGUUAUACGUUGUGAUCCAACUGUUGAUGAAUUAAUUGAUGCAAUUGAAGGUAGACGUUCAUAUAUUAGAUGUCUUUAUGUUUAUAAUAAAAUGGAUCAUAUGUCAAUGGAAGAUGUUGAUAGAUUAUCAAGACAACCAAAUUCAGUUGUAAUUAGUUGUAAUAUGAAUUUGAACUUGGAUUUCUUAUUAGAUAAAAUUUGGGAUUACUUAAAUUUAGUACGUGUUUACACAAAAUUAAGAGGUGCUUCACCAGAUUUUAAUGAUGCAAUCAUUCUUAGAGAAGGUGCAACAAUGGAGGAUAUUUGUAGAUUUUUACAUAAGGAAUUGGUUUCUCAAUUUAAAUAUGGCAUUGUUUGGGGUGUUAGUGCAAAACAUUGUCCUCAACGUGUUGGUAUUUCUCAUGCUUUAGAGGAUGAAGAUGUAAUUCAAAUUGUUAAAAAGUAA